UUCUAUUGAUUCUCCUGGACACAAUGGAGGAGGACAGCUAAAAUGAUCAAGAGGAUCGAUGGAAAAUUAAUUGAGAUGAACCAAAAAAAAGUGACUUAAAUAUAUGAGGAGUCUAGAGGCAUCAAAUUUAUUGGGCCUCUGCAUAAUGUCAAAUACUAUAUAGGAGGCAUUAGGCCAGGCACUUAAUAUAUGCCUUCAUUUAAACCACAAUAGAAGGUAAAAGAUGCCUGCUUUCUGCAGCAUAUGUGGACAGCCACAAAUGGGAAGCAAGAGAAAGAGAACAUUGUCACCUUGCUGAUCUAGCAUCUUUGAUGGAUAAAACAUAUGAGAGAAAGUUGCCUGUUAGUUCUUUGACAAUAUCACGGUUUGUGGAUAACAUUUCUUCUCGUGAAGAGAUAGACCAUGCGGAGUAUUACCUUUACAAAUUUCGACACAGCCCCAACUGCUGGUACCUGAGAGACUGGACGAUCCACACCUGGAUUAGGCAGUGUCUAAAAUACGGUGCACAAGACAAAGCCUUAUACACCCUUGUAAAUAAGGUUCAAUAUGGAAUUUUUCCAGAUAACUUUACCUUCAAUUUACUGAUGGAUUAUUUCAUUAAAAAAGAAAACUACAAAGACGCAUUAUCCGUGGUUUUUGAGAUCAUGAUGCAAGAAGCCUUUGAAGUGCCUUCCACCCAACUUCUCUCUCUCGAUGUUUUAUACCAUUGCCUGGCAAAGAAGACAGACUUCAGUUGGGAAGAGGAGAAGAACUUUGGUGCAUCCCUACUGCUCCCAGGCCUAAAACAAGAGAACACUGUGGGUUUGAGUUCCCAGUUGUAUGGCUUUGCACUUCUGGGGAAGGUGGAAUUGCUUCAAGGGCUGCGGGCUGUAUACCACAACAUGCCUCUGAUGUGGAAACCAGGGUAUCUUGACAGAGCCCUUCAAGUGAUGGAGAAAGUGGCUGCCUCCCCACAAGACGUGAAGUUAUGUCAAGAAGCGCUCAAUGUCCUGGACACAGUGCUGCAGUCUCUGAUUUCUCCAGCUGAUGGGUCUUCAGAGGAACAGCCCCAAGGAGGUAAAGACAACCAGGGUUCAGAAGAACUGCUGGAGCAGUUAGAUAUAGAAGAAAUCGAACAGGCUAAGCUUCCCCAAUACCUGGAAAAAUUUAAGGCCUUACAUUCUAAGCUACAGGCUCUGGGCAAAGUUGAGUCAGGAAGCCUUUUGACUCUGACCACACAGCUUGUCAAGGAGAAGCUCCCCACCUGUGAAGCAGAGGACAUCACCAACUACGAGCAGAAACUGCAGCAGUGGAACCUGGAGCGGGUACAGUUGAUCCAGAGAGAACAGGAGCAGAGGGAGAAAGCAAAACAGGAGCAUCAGGCCCGGAGAGCUGCAAAGGCUUCUGCCUAACGUGGUCCCACAGGGUCCCAGCCCCUCCCACAAGCACUUCCUAGAGCCCAUCACAUGAUUCAGCACCCUCUGUCUUAAAGCAGGCCAUGUGGUGUGACAGCCAUGAUGUUCUACCUAGCAAGGCACUUGUGGGCUCUGAGGGAAUGACACACUGGGGCGAGGGUGCCAAAGGCCUUAUAUUGGCAGGACUUUGAAGCUGAGAACAGCGGGUAUGUUUGUCAGACCCAGCUAUGGUUUUGAUUACAGGGUCUUCGCAUUACACCUGAGCAUGUGACUUCUAGAGCUAUUCAGAAGCUGUCUCUAGGGACCAUCACAGCUACUGCCCUCCCAGACGCCAAGAAGGGCAGUGGAACCAUGAAAGUGGCAAGAGGUUAUAUUGGAGCAUAAGCUAACUACCUUAGAAGGGGCUCGAAGUGGGGAUCCCUGGGGCCAGGGAUCAAUUUUGGACGCUGAUAGUUCCUAAUACCUAGUGAUGGUGGUGGGAGAAGCUACGUGGCUGAAGAGUCAGGUCUCCAGCACAAACUUGUGAAUUUUUUCCCUCUCCCCAGUCCAGCAGCUCAGGCUGAAGUGAACUGCAUGUCCCGAGAUCUUGGACCCCUAGUCUCUUCUCUGGGGCAGGCACUCACCCCUGAGAGGGGAAGGGGAUGCACACAUUCCCACUUUUUCAUUUCCACUGUGCCUCACCCCUUCCAGACCUGAAACUGGGCUGCAUGCAGUUCAGUACAGGAGUGAACACAAGACCAUAAACCUACAUGAUUUCAAAUUUCAGGAACCCAAAGUGACAUAUUUAUAAUGUAAGGCUUUUGAAGAGAAAGCUAGCCUGAACUGUGAAGCCUCCUUGGUUUGGCUUCUUUAUCUUGUUGAGUGACUUUUUUUUCUCCAAAUCAUUGUCUUGGCUCCUUUAUCAGGUAGAUAAAAUGAGCCUUUUGUUUAUGCACACAUAGAUACACAAGUUGUGAAGACAAAUUUCAGUUAGGGAAGUUGGAGAAAAUGAGAGGGGUGAUGGGCAUGUAAUGAAGAGGAGGCAUGAAUAAUUGUAAAGCUGUCAGACUACAGAAAAUUCCUUGCUCAAGUUUCUCUUUUGUGAAAGGGGUAAGGGAGCAGCUUUUACUUGCUAUGUAAUUUUGCUUUUAAGUGUGAAGGUAUACUUUUAUUCUGAGUUGUGCUCUUGAAAGAACCUGUGGAAAUAAAUGUACUGGGAUUA
Choloepus didactylus (southern two-toed sloth) is the source of this 2595-nucleotide messenger RNA. It is a transcript of the gene MRPS27, whose product is annotated as mitochondrial ribosomal protein S27. Bases 312 to 1391 code for a protein of 359 amino acids. Gene Ontology annotation, cellular component: mitochondrion. Gene Ontology annotation, molecular function: protein binding. The transcript has 11 exons. The record is from RefSeq and is a predicted model, not a curated record. NCBI's taxonomy places the organism in Eukaryota, Metazoa, Chordata, Mammalia, Pilosa, Megalonychidae.